Messenger RNA from Cicer arietinum (chickpea), 828 nucleotides. RefSeq lists its product as uncharacterized. The record is from RefSeq and is a predicted model, not a curated record. NCBI's taxonomy places the organism in Eukaryota, Viridiplantae, Streptophyta, Magnoliopsida, Fabales, Fabaceae.
UUUCGUAGGUUCUUUCUCCUCUUCAAUUAAUUCAUUCAAUCUCAAGCAAAACAAGAAAAAAAAAAAACAUUUGGGUUGUUAUUAGAAUUAGAACAAAUUUUGGAUCUGUUUGGGCGGCGACGAUGGAGAACAACGGCAGCCUUUUAUCAAGGGAGAAGAUCGAUCAGAUGGCUACCUGGGUGGGGUCCACCGUCUCUUCCGCUUUCUUCUCUUCCUUGGAACGCUUUUCUUGUGUUAACGUCGCCACUUCUGACCCUGACAACGACGAGGACGACGACGAUUACUCCGUCACAACAACCACAACAACCGCCACCACCACCGCCGACAGCAACAAUCCUAAUCCUGACGUUCAGGUCAACGGUCAUAAUACAAACGACGUCACCAAUCUCCCCGUUUGAAAACGAUACGACGUCGUUUCUGCUGCUGUUGCGCUGAUCAAAAUGAUAAUUGAAUCAUGUUCUGGACUUUUAGUUCUUGUGAAAGCUGAUAGUGUACAUAGAGUCAACAGCUAGGAAAGGUUGUCAAGUGGCAUGCCUGUUACUUUUGGUUCUGGGGAAUUCUAGACGGGGGUAAUGAAUAUCUCCAUAAGCCAACAUGUUAUAUGUAUAGAGAAUAUAAUGUGAGAGUAAUUUGAGCUAAGCUGUGGUCUAUAUUUCCUUUUCGUUCUAGGUUUCAUCUUUCACUUCUACCUUCUUGUUUCUUUGCCCGUGCUUGUGUUUGUGGGUAAAACCACUGAUUCAUUCUCUAUAGCUACUAUUACAGAUGUAUUGGUUUUGUAUUAAAAAACUAUAAACUUACUGAAAGAAAAAAAGAAUCCUAGUAGAUCAA